AUGACCCUCUUUAAUCCGACCUCGAUCCUCGUCGGCUUCCUACUCCUAUACCUGUCGUCCUUCUUCGUCUUCGCGAUCGUCCGCAUUGCAACCGGAAUCUCCAUCCAACGGAUCGGUUACUUUUCCCUCCGUCGCAUCGCAUAUACCCCGAAGGAAGGCCUGCAUAUUGAGAUACGCGGACUCGGCUUCUCAUUACACCCCCCGUCCUUCGCGCAGCCAACAUGGAUCAGUAUUCGGUUGACAGAAUUGAAGGUGAAACUGGAUGCAGGUACACAGGCAGGGGGCAAACCGGAAGCCCCUCGAGACAUUUUAGGAUCCCUGAGCCCUGGAAGCCCCGUCCCUGACGACAGCACGACUCCCGACUCGACAACCCCGCGGAGUAAAACAUGGAGGACAUUGAGCCGGCUGAAGGAGCGCUUGAAGCGACUGCAUCGACAAAUCAACUGGCUGGCCCUUGUUGAUAUCUCAGCCAUGAACACGACCGUCCAAUUUGUCGGCGCCGGUCAAAUACAGGUGGGGUCGUUGUCGCUGGCGGUGGACACCCGGAGUAAGAUGGUCGAACGGGGCAAGCUCUUUCGCCGCAAGAAGGACAUGUCCCAGGAACAGCGCCCGGCGGAAUGGAUCAUGAAUGUUCAAAAUGUUCUUCUCGCCGUGGAUGGCAGGGAGCCAACCGAGAUCUUGGAUAACGUUGGUGUGAACCUCCAUGGGUUACUUUAUAAGGACCUUGAAGGGUUACGGGAUGCCUCGAUCGCGCUGAAGAUUGGUCGACUGCACGUUCCUUACGAUGAUAUCAGCAUGCUUCUACGACGUAUCAAAUCCGCUCAGAAACCACCCGCCAAGGAGCCGAUGCGCGGGGAGACGGAUGACGAGAUCUCAUUUGCCGACUUCGUGGAGGAGCUUGACAAGCCCGGCAGUCGGAACGAUUCAAUUGUACAGACUGUGGCUGAUUCAAAGGAGUUUGCUAGCUCUCUUCUGCGGGGAAUUCAGGAGAUCCAGGUCGCUCUUAGCUUCUUCCGGGUUUCACGAAGUCUUGGAUCUCUUUCUGCAGACCAGAGCCCCGUUUUCGUGAAUGUGGUAUCCCACGAACUGGGUAUUGAUCUCCAUAGGAUGGACCAAAAGAGCCCGGAGCAUCGUAUGUAUUUCCAAUCAACCGACGUUGCCCAUCAAGCACUACUCGCCGCCAUUUCCCUGUCUGUGAGCUUGGAUGACAACUCAGGAGAAACCGAUAAUGUUCUUUACGUUCCUAUGGCCACCACAACCAUCAAGACUACAUUGCCAUCGAAGACAGUGAGUGCCUUCGAGGACGAGAACCCAGAGGAGCGAAACUCCAAUAUCCUCUUCGCCAACUUAGUUAUCACGUCACCAUCACUCGACAUGCAACCUCAACAUGUGUCUCGACUCUUGAAACUGGCACAAGCGCGCGCAUCUUCUCCUCGAAUCAAGAAGCGGAGCAACCACCAGUUGAUUACCCGUUUACUUCCCAAGGCGACCAUUAAGUUGUCUGUUCAUGAACCCGUCAUUCGAUUCGUCCUUCCAAUUGAAAAAGAGUCGGGCACUCCGGAUGACUACAACCUCCUCAUUUCAUCUAUCUCUUCGAUAUCGCUGGAUAUUGAAUCAUCUCAUUCGUCCGAGGGUGGCGCCCAUUAUUCCCUUUCAGCCAUUUACCGUGUUGCAUCUCACAAAUUUUACUACCAGACCCCUGCUGGUAAUAAACACAAUUUACUUACGACCGAGAGCCUGGAGUUCAAGGCCCAUCUCAAUGCAAGCCCGGAGGUCAAGGUCAUUGCUUCGGGAGCCUUGAAUGACUGCUCGAUUCAUAUGAUCAAUGGGGACGUCAAUCGCGGAAUUCGCGAGGUUCUUGAACAAUUCCGGAUGCAUCUGCAACCUCAAAAGAAGGUUCGAAUGCCACCGAAUGAACGCAAGACGAGCCCAUUAAGGAAAAUCCCCCCAUGGCUUCUUCAAUUCACAUUCGAGUCUACUGGUCUCAGCCUGGAAGUUGCUGGAGUGGACAAGCCUGUGUCUGGUGUCUCUCGCGGUGUCUCUUUGCAGUUACAGUCUUGGACAGCAGAAUACAAGGUGGUGCAAGAGACUGAACACAAUGUUGGUAGUAUUGCCAGGAGACGUACUUCCAGUCAAUCAAUUAGCGACGAGUCGCCGUUCAGGUUCACUCCAACAUCGCCCCCAAAGACUAUGCAGCGUGGUACAGAGCGUGGUGCCACUGAUGGCAGACGACUCGCACUUCAUGCGCGAGGCUUUGACGGUUUCGUGAUCGAGUCUGAUGAUUAUCUCGAACCCGAGCCGUUUGUCUCUCUACCCCGAUUUGAGAUUGCCUUGAGCACUCAUAGCGACCGGCUCGGACCUGUCCUGCACAUUAAUUCAGUCUUUAAAGGGAUUUACCUGCAAUAUUCUCUCUACCGGUUUUAUUGUCUUGGUGUUGCGAUUUCCGUGCUUCAGGACGUUUUCAAACCUCUGCCACAGGACUCCGAUUCCAAUAAAACGAAACACAGGGGAGAGCCAAGCAUAUCGAUGCCACCGCCUCCAUACUCUCCCUCAUCAUCAUCGAAAAAUGAGCUAAUCACCAUGGACGUGAAAGCGACUGUUGUUCAGCUCAAAACCAACCUUCCCGCCGAUCCUCCAAUGAUGCUCCAGAUUUAUGGCCUGGCGGGUGGUUCACAGCGACUUUCAACUCCUCAUGUCAAGGCAAAUCUAGUCCGCAUCCAUGCCGAGGCCCCUAAGCUCAAGGGUGUUUGGGCUAGAAUUGGCAGCAUGAACAAUGUUAGACUUGACUUCCGCAAGAUGAAAUACAAGCAGGGCACAGGGUUGGUUGAGGAGAGGUCAAUCGAUUUGUGGGCCGACUUUAUCCGAAUCGGCGUCCCGCAUCAUAUGGUAAUGCAUCGAAUUUUCGAUAACAUUAUCAACACUUCAAAGGCUUUCAAGCAAUUACAUCAUCGCUUUAAAAACCGCUGCAAGGAGUUCGUCUCUGUUCGAGAGCCCGAGGGACCGAAGAAAGUACCGAGAGUGUCACUUCGCACCAAAGCUCUUCUCUUCGAGCUUGAAGAUGACGCCUUUGAAUGGAAGCUGGGUUGCAUCUACCGAACCGGCUUGGUUGAACAGAUUCAGCGAUGUGCACGCGAAGAAGCGUUCAUUUUGAAAGCGCAGAAGGUUAGAGAACAGGAUCAACGCCGUGCUUCGUCAAGGCUACGGGCGAGAUCCAGUCAUCGAACCUUGCGCAGCGAACGAACUAGUCAAGAUACUCGCAGAAGCAAGAGCGCGGAUACGCGAACCAAGAAAGAAGAACCAGCUCGUGGUCGUGCCCGCAGAUAUCGCUAUGACACUGAAGGCGAAACAUGUUUGACAGCGGAGCAGAAGAUUUCAGUGGAUGCUGCCUGGAACCGCCUUCAACAACAUAAUGCUCAAGUCUGGAAAGAGAAGAUCGAUGCUGCUAUGAAGUUCCAGGGUACAUCUAUCAAAGAAGUCCGAAACUUAUUCUCUGGUGCAGAUGAACCGCCUGACGAUGCCAAGGAGACCGAGACCAUUCUUGCAAUCCCAAACAGACCAGGCUUGCUUUCUGCUCUGAUUAGCGAUGUGAAUCUUGUGAUCGAUAAACCUUCGUUCCCGAUUGAUGACUUCCCAAAAUUCCUCAACCGUAUUGGCAAGGGCAUGCCUAUGUCGAUGAAAUACGGCUUACUCGUUCCCAUGAGCUUCAACCUGGAGAUGGGCGAAGCGCGCGUCAACUUGCGAGACUACCCCCUGGACCUAUUGCAUGUCCCAGCCCUUCGUCCCGGACAGUCUCCGAGACUUCCUAGCUGGUCCUUGCGAACCAAUUUUGUCAUCGCUGAAGAGUAUCGUGACCACGAAUCUGCAAGACAGGUCGAAGUAGAGCUUAUUCCCUCUGCUACAGCGAAUGAUGGGUCUCACGUCGAUCCGUUCCGUAUGAAAGUUUGGCGGUCAGUGAGUCCUGUGAAGACAUAUUCUGAUCCGAUCAUUGAGAUCAACACGAGCUUGCCUACGAGCAUCUCCUGGGGAGUGUCGUACCAGCCCGUAAUUCAAGACAUGAUGAAGAUCAUUGAGGGUUUCACCAAGCCUGAAAUUGAUCCAUCUGACCGGGUUGGCUUCUGGGACAAGAUCCGUCUAAGCUUCCACUCUCGCAUCAAGGUGCUCUGGAAGGAAGACGGUGAUGUUCAUUUGCGCCUCAAGGGCUCUAGAGACCCUUACGUUGUCACAGGAUUCGGAAGUGGCUUUGUUAUGUGCUGGCGAAGGGACGUCAAGUGGGAGCUUCAUUCUAACGAUGACCCAAUGGAGUUCAUGAGCGUGACAAGUGGAGAAUAUGUGUUGGCGAUUCCGGAUUACAGCGCAGAAGCUCGAUGGGCAAACGAAAUGACCACAGAAGACGCGGAUACCAGUUCACAAUCUAGCGAGCAGAAGAAUGCCGCCUACUUCAAGAAGGUCAUCAUGAAGCUGUCUGGUGACGUAAAAUGGGCUGCUGGGUUAGUCUUCGAGCGUGAUAUUGACGCUGACUCAAGAUCCUUCGCAUUCAAGCCACAUUAUGAGGUUAUUCUGAAAAACCCCAAAUUCAUCACCGAAGCACAGCGUGCCAACUACGAUGCCUAUCGUGGCUUCCGGAGUGACCACAUUCACCUGUCUGUAUCGAUUAUUGCACCUCAAAGCAGGAACUGGUCUGUUGAUGGUGUCCAGCCAUCUUCAAGUUACAACACUACUCACCUAAGUCCCCGUUUCUUUACCCACUUUUUCAGUUGGUGGUCGCUCUUCUCCGGUGUCAUGUCUCUCCCUGUUCGCCAGGGUCCGCUCUUCCCCGGCAUCACGAAAACCAGCAAGAAGUUCAAUCGUCAUUUGGCGACCGUCAAAUACAAAGUUCUGCUUGCUCCUUUGUUUGUAGCGCACAUCUAUAAGCACAAGGACCGUGAAGAUUAUGGCGAGGAUGCCGUGGCAGCUACUGGUAUCAAGGUUCGCCUUGACAGUUUGAAGCUUGAUAUUCAUCAACGCCGCGAGCAGAUCAAGACACAAGCCCGUGGCCACUCCAAACAGACCAAGACAAGUGCGAUGCGCAUCAAUCAAGCUCUCAUUGACUUGCAAUCAGCCGACUUCCGGGCUGUUUCUGCUAGCAUCGAAGGCACUUCAUCAGAGGACAUUGAGAAGAAUAGAGAUGACAUUAUAUCAUCCUUCCAGCAACCUGUGGCCUCAGUUGAUCUAUCUCGCUUUACGAUCCCCGAUCAAAACCUGGACUGGAUUGAUAUGGACGAUUUUGUCGAGCCAGACUGGAUUCUUCCCCAAGAGUCAAAUCCCAAAACACAGAUUCUUCCGCUUGCAUUUACCCCGCGCUUCACUUACUUCCGCCAAACGGACCACGGUGAUGUUGGGCCCGAAGAGACCGGCUACAGUACCUUUGGGAACGAACCGACCCACGACUGCGUGAUGUCUGAUACAAACGAGCCUCGCCGUGUCCAGAUAGAGUUGAUUAAGGAUCGUCUCGCGACUAUUGAAGCCCAGCUCCGGAACUACGAUCGUAAUAUCGGGGAACUCGAGCUCAAGAUGAUGAAAGAUGUCGAUCAUGACCCUGGCUUGAAGACUCAGCAUGAGACUUUAGUUCGCCAAGCUGAAUCUCUUUCCAGGCGGCGAAAGUUCUUGACAUCAACCCUGAACCGACUUGAGAAGCUCCUGGCACGCGAUGAACGGACGCCUCAGCGAAAUAGGCUUGGAGUCAAUGCUGCGCCUAGCGAGGCCUCUUUCCGCACAGGAAAUGACGCAGACUCUACUGCUGACGGUCGCUCUGGCAUUGAUGGCAUAUAUUCAUCUGCCAAUGAUGAAUUUUCUAGCGACUUCAACAAUCGUUUUAUGAUUCACAACGUGCAGUUGAAAUGGAACAAUUCGCUUCGGAAUAUCAUUCUCCGGUAUAGCCACCAAGUGAGCCAGCGUCGAGGCUUUGUUUACUACAUGUCUAGACGGGCUGUCAAGUUCAUUCUCGACAUUGUGGACGAGCAGAGCAAGGGCAAAAAGAAGCACUGCAGUGUGCCCAAAGAGCAGCCUCGAAGCGACAACGAGGAAGAGGACGUGGAGGAUCGCAUUGAACAGCUUCUAAAUGAUGCUAAGCGCUACGUCAAUGCUGAAGAACAUGAGCCAACCGAUUCCAACACCGACUCACCUCAAGACUCUGACAAUUCCAGUGAAGUCAUUGCGCCCGAGUUCACCCCGCAGAACAGCUAUUAUCUCCGACUUAUUGCCCCUCAGAUCCAACUACUUAGCGAGAAGAAUCCUAAGUCGGUGCUAAUGGUGGCGGCCAAAGGAAUGGAGCUCAAAGUUGUGUCAAUCAUGGACAAGGAGCGUGUUUCAGACGAUGUUAGCGGAUUGGUUCAACGUCGUUUCUCUCUUGAGAUGGACGGUGCACAAUUCUUCGUUGCAACCCAGAAGAAUCUCAUGGCGAACUUGCAGUUGUAUGCUGGUAACAAAUACGGCAAUGUUCCCGGAUCUGCCUGGCCGCCUUGGUUGACCCUUGAGGCCAUGUUUGAUUUCGAGCUGAACCCCUUCGGAUUUUCUCGAAUCGUGCAAAAGACUUCGGCUAGCCUCCGCUAUGACAAGUACAACAACCUUCGGUUGAAGUACAACGAAGAAGUAGGCAAGGGUCACCACGAAGAAGACCGUAUGGAUCAAAUAAGUGUCGACUUCCCCCACUUCCGGGCUAUCUGCGAUUCUGCUGAGUAUUACUCCAUGUAUAUCAUUGUCUUGGAUCUUAUGCUAUACAGCGAGCCGCUCGAGAAGAUCCGAAACGAACGCCUAGAAAAGAUCAUGCUUACUUCCGAUUUCAGCGAUCUUCGUGGCACUCCAGAGAUGGUCUUCAAGCUACAAUCACGCAUCCGCCAGCUGGAAGAAAUCAAAGACUACUUCCAGAUCAAUGCCAAGUAUCUGGACAAGCAGGGUUGGGAAGACCGACUAGCCCUGGAACGUGAUCUUUCUCAAUGCGAGGACGAGCUGUUCUUCAUGAUGAAGGCCAUCACCACCUCCCAAAGACGUGCCGAGCCUAGUUCGUCUGUCACAAACGGCGUGCUGCGUUGGAGCAUUUCCGCAAGCGAGGUAGUGUGGCAUUUGAUGAACGAGGCGUCUGCUCCAUUAGUGGAAUUCCAGCUUCAGAAUGCUGCAUAUGAACGAACAGACAAUACUGAUGGAUCCAACCACAAUCUCGUGGCAAUUGAAAGACUGAGCGGGUUGAACCUCUUGCAAGAUGCGAUCUAUCCCCAAAUCAUUGCACCUUACCUUGAUCAGCCUCGAGCCUUGGAUGAUUACAUGCUAAGAGUGAAGUGGCACAUGCUGGAAGCUGUUGCUGGAGUUCCCGUGGUUGAUAACUUUGAAGUAUCUCUCUUCCCACUCAAGAUCCAGUUGGAGCGUGAACUUGGGCAAAAGCUCUUCGAGUACGUCUUUCCCGACGUGGACUCUGGUCCAUUUGAAAAUGGCGGCCUCUCGUCUUUCAUGGAUAAGAAUAUGAAAACCUUUGAUGAUUCGGAUGAUGAGAACGAUGCCGACUCCAAAAACCCGUCAAUCGCUCAAUCAAUUAGUGCCGACGAUGACAGCACAUCGAUUGAUGACCUCUCUAUGAAGGGUCCUGGAUCCAUUGAGCUCCGUCUGCAACCGACUCUCUCACUUUCCGAGGAGGGCAAAUCUAGUCGACGCCCGAGCCAUGUCAAGGGCCUUGCCAUGACUCCUAUCCAUAGGAGUAAUACGCAUACUCGACUGAGCGUCCCCGAUUCCUCUCGGCAAUCAGGUCGUCCGGCGACCACUGGUGGCUUGUCGAAGAAAAAGUCUACUGAAAGCAUACGCAUGCUAGUCAAGCAGCCCACAGAUAGAUCUCUUUCUAGCCAAAGCGCCGGCGAAGAAAGGAAGAAGUUCGCCCUGAGCAAACCGAAGGGCGGCAAAUCCAAGGAACCGACUGAUGACCUGUCCCAAAUGAUAUACCGAGCUUCGAACUACAUGACCCUUGCGCACGUGAAGGUACACGACGUGGUUCUUAGCAUGAGUUAUAAGGGUAAAGGCGAGCACAACAUUGAAGAUCUCCACGACUUCGUUUUCCGUCUCCCUGUUCUGGAGUAUGGAAACAAGACAUGGUCGAAUCUAGAUCUUGCCCUACGUCUCAAGAAGGAUGUCAUCAAGGCUCUAAUUUCGCACGCUCCCGCUAUCCUUGGCAACAAGUUCUCUCACCACCGUCCUUCCAAGCAACAACAGAAGAAGCUCCGCGAGCUUGCAUCCUCAUCUCAACUUCUCCCUAACGCGGGCAACCUGAUGAACAACCCUGCGCGAAGCAACCCUGCUAGCAUGAUCAGCUUUGACUCCAAUAGCGAGUACUCCGAAUCGCCGUCGCGAAGGUCCAUGCAGUCGAAUGCUUCGCCAUUGGCGAGGUCGGUGUCACUGAGCUCUGAUAUCCACGAUAACCAUGAUCCUCCCAUUUCCGAUUCGCGAUCUGCGAGUGGUGUAGAUGUGGAUUCUCGCUGGGAGGAAUCACGUCGCUUUGUCAAUGCGCCGGGAAGACCUAGGACUGCCGGCCACACCGUGACUACCGUCGAAGCCGGCCGUGCCGAGCAGGAGGAUACUAGGUAA
This is a messenger RNA of Penicillium verhagenii, 8601 nucleotides long. RefSeq names its product FMP27 family protein. The transcript is spliced from 2 exons. Bases 1 to 8601 code for a protein of 2866 amino acids. Lineage: Eukaryota; Fungi; Ascomycota; Eurotiomycetes; Eurotiales; Aspergillaceae. The record is from RefSeq and is a predicted model, not a curated record.